AUGUCUCUCCGUAAGCCUCAAAUCCCUCGGCUUCUUCUUCAAAACGUUUCAUGUAUGAGAAACGCCCAGCAGAUUCUAAGACACGUGAAUGUAUCUCUCCACGACGGUGGUGCACUUGUCUUAACUGGUACCAACGGUUCCGGUAAAUCCACUUUCUUGAGAAUGUUAGCUGGAUUCUCUAAACCUUCUGCAGGAGAAAUCCUUUGGAACGGUCACGACAUCACUCAAUCAGGGAUCUUCCAACAGUACAAACUCCAGCUCAAUUGGAUCUCUUUAAAAGACGCUAUCAAAGAGCGAUUCACGGUUCUCGACAAUGUCCAAUGGUUUGAGCUUCUCGAGAACAAAAUCGGCAAAGCUCAACCGGCGUUGGAACUCAUGGGUUUAGGGAGAUUAGUGAAAGAGAAAUCGAGAAUGUUGUCAAUGGGUCAAAGGAAAAGGUUACAACUUGCAAGGCUGCUCGCUAUCGACAGACCGAUUUGGCUUUUAGACGAACCAUCGGUUGCUUUGGAUGAUGAAGGAGUAAGAUUGCUUGAGUACAUCAUUGCAGAACAUAGGAAAAAAGGAGGGAUCGUGAUCGUUGCGACUCAUCUCCCAAUCAAAAUCGAAGAUGCUAUGAUCUUGAGACUUCCUCCUAGAUUUCCAAGGAAAAUGACUUUGAUUGAUAUGCUUGAUCGUGCAGACAUAUCUUAG
Messenger RNA from Arabis nemorensis, 690 nucleotides. The record is from the annotation of a GenBank genome assembly. NCBI's taxonomy places the organism in Eukaryota, Viridiplantae, Streptophyta, Magnoliopsida, Brassicales, Brassicaceae.